AUGGACAUUAUUCCUCUUAGAACCCGAACAGGGAGAGUCACCCCAGAACAGCUCGGCUCGUAUAUCCAGCUCUUCAAAAAAAAAUUUGACGCUCUAGAAAGUCAUUGUGGGAUUUUGCAGAUUGCACUGGCUGUUGUACAGACUCUAAAAGACCCUCAGAAUGCCAAAUGGGACAACUUCUUAGCCUUUGAACGGCUAUUUGUACAGAAUAUUGGUGAGUCAACAUUUUUUAAUGCACUGAACCAACUGCUACCCAUUAUCAAGUCUUACAAUAACAGGACAGAUAAUAAUGAUUACACUCCCCAAGAGCUGCUUCUGUUACUGGUAUAUAUUUACUCAAUAGUUGGAGAAGUCAAACUGGGAAAAGAAUUAAGUGAGGCUGAAAGUCAAGUGAAGGAAGCCCUUGUCCAAGCUAUUUGUGAUGAACCAGAGCUACCAACUUUGCUGCAGAAAAUAAUAGCUAAUCCAGUACUGCAGAACAGGCUCGGAACCCUGGGACCAAACAGAUGGGGGCAAUCACACAGCAGAUUGUCUAGAACAAUUGGUACUGAACAGGACACCACCUCUGACUACAUCAUCUCCUACUCCAUGCUCCAUGGAUUGUCCGGAUGGAGGAGCUCAUACCAGUGUAAGAGGGAAAACACCACUUACCAUAUGGAGCACCUAAAGCUGUCUUUAGGCUGCCCAGCCACAGGCUAAUGAUGAGAUAAAGCAGAGGCAUGACAUGUCCUCUUGGAUGUUACUGAGAUACCUUUGCCCUGGGGUAAGGAGGCUCUGUAGAUGUGGGUAGUGCCCACUCCA
Messenger RNA from Python bivittatus (Burmese python), 801 nucleotides. Lineage: Eukaryota; Metazoa; Chordata; Lepidosauria; Squamata; Pythonidae. The record is from RefSeq and is a predicted model, not a curated record.